GUUCCGAUGACCAGUUCUCCACACACGUUUUUUUCGGCUUUGUGCAAGCAAAUCGAGUGCAAUUCCAGCGAAAACUCUUUCUUGUGUGCGCGGCGCGUGCAACUUGGCCAUUUGCUUGUCGCGAACCGUGAUUACCCGUGAGGCAGACGAUUGGCAGAGUUUCGGCGAGGGAUGGCAACACUGCCGCACGCCGGCCAUGUUAUUGUGAUUUGUAAAAGGUGGAACGUAGACACGUGUUUAAUUCGUGCAGCUCUGUAGCGCCGAGAAAUCGCCUGUAAAUCGCCAGCAAAUAAACAAGUAGACCACAGAGAACACGCGAGUGCAGUACAUUCAAUUGAAAACCCCAAAAGUAGUGAGCAAAAUAAGUUAUCCAAGCGGUUGCGAGAGAUCUUUCAAUAUUCAGCGAAAAUGGUAUCCGGUCGUCCUCUACUCUACCUCUCACUGCCCGGUGUAGCAUUUAUACUCGGCGUCUUCUGGUUUCGGCGUAGAAAUAAAAAUCGUUUAGACAAGCCCGAUGACGAGGACACAUCGGCCAUCAAGGACUCGUCGAUGGAGUCCACUGUGCAGGCGCGCAAGGCCAACGGCGUCCUGCAGAAUGGCAAAUUGCCGCAGCAGCCGGCCAGCAAGUCGAUGAACAUCAAUGGAACCAUAGCCAAUGGCAACGGAGCCGGAAGCGGAGGUGGUGGCAGCAACAGCGGCAGCGGCAGCGGCAGUGAUGAGAAGGAUAGUCCCACUACCAUUUUGUAUGGCAAAUCUGCACCGAUCAAAAUCCAGAGCAAUGGACGCUCCUCGAAUGGCAAGCAUCAGCAGCAGAUCGAUUCCGAGAUGCUCAAGUCAAAGAUCCAAGAUGCCGAGCACAAGAAGCUCUGCUCGAUAGACGAGGAUUUCGAGAAUCUGUCGUCGCCACGUGAUUUGCCCGAUUCGGUGAAUACACGUGUCUCAUUCUAUAAUCGUAAGGCCAGCCAAAAGACAGUGGAACCGGUGGUGAUCAAGGCCACACGUACACCGAAGAUAUCGCCGGAGAACUCCUUCCUGGACACCAAUUACACCACCAAGGAGGAGUGCGAGCAGAACAACAACUGUGAGCCCAAGGAGAAGGAAAAGGAACAGAAGGUGGCUGCCAAGGAGGAGGCCACCGAGGCGUCCAAUGGCGAGCAGCCGGAGCUGGAGGCGGCGCAGGAGUUGGAGCAGACGGUGCUGAAGGAGGAAUUGGUGGACAAUAAUGGCAAUCAGAAGCGCAAUGUGGAUGCGGCCAGCCCCUCGCUGAGCAUUUGCAGCGUUCAGUCGGGCGAUUCCGGCAAGGGAUCCAGCCUGCCCCGCUCGGAGGCGACACGCGUGAAGACCAGCUACGAGUUCCUCUUCCCCGUCAGCCUGAUUGGUCACCUGUACGGCCGCAAGCGGGCGUUUAUUAACCAAAUUAAGGCCAAGACCCUGGCCAACGUGGUCCUCAGCAAGAAUCCCUAUUCGAGCAAGGUGCGCAUCUGCACCAUUGAGGGUACCGAGAGCGAAAUCGAUGCCGCACUGGCCAUGAUCCGUCAACGUUUGCCGGCCAAGCGGUACCCCAACUUCACCAUGCAACGCAUCCACUUUGCGCUUCCCCAGACCAUAGUUCCUCUUUCGACCGAAAGCCUCUACAGUCUACAACUGAAACUGAUCGAGGGCAUCAACAACGAUGUGGUGGUGAGCGCGGUGCUGUCCGGGUCGCAUGUGUUCAUCCAGCACCCGCUGCAUCCCUCGCAUCCAUCGCUGCCCCUGCUGCAGAAGCAGCUGUACGAUAGCUACUCCACCAUGGAGUCGCCCCUGCUGCCCAGCUUGGAGAUCAGUGCCGUGUGCGUGAUACCCAUCAAUGGGGUGUGGUAUCGCGUCCAGAUCGUGGACACGGACCCCGAGGACGAGGAGCGUUGCCUGGUCAAGUUCCUCGACUUCGGUGGCUACAUGAAUGUCGGCUUUAGCACACUGCGCCAGAUUCGCACCGAUUUCAUGAGUGUGCCCUUCCAGGCCACCGAAUGCAUCCUGUCCAACAUUGAGCCCAUCGAUGAGACCUGGUCCAUCGAGGCGGCCGAAAUCCUCAACCAACUUACCAAAGGCAUUGUCUUGCAAGCACAAGUCGCCGGCUACAAUAGUCACAACAUACCAGAAAUCUAUUUAUUCGCUUCUCUAGGUCCCAAUAAGGUAAUCUUCAUUAAUAAGGAGCUGGUCGCCAGAAACCUCGCAAAGUGGGUGGAGAUGCGUGACUAACAGCCUACGUGAACAACUCAACUAGUAACCAAGAACUAAAUGAAACCCAAAAGCAAACUUAAACAACAAUCACUCAACACACAAAUCAAGCAACUUGGCAGUGCGACAAAGGAAUGCUUGAGUCUAGUGCAGCAGCAGGCUCCAAAGGGCUGUGCGUCCGGAUGACGAAUGCGGAUGCGGAUGCGGCUUUUUAACAGAUAGCAUGUAGGCACAUAGAAUACAGCAAGCGGCAGAUUCCAGAAGAACUGCCAACAAUUGCAGAGGCCCCAAACAGAAACAAAAACAAAGCAACAACACGUUCGUUAAGUUGUAGAAUGCGACUGAGCCUAGGGAGAAAGCGCCCCCUUAAUCAUUACAACCAACAUAACAUAACAAACGCAAACUACACACACGCAUAUAUGAGUAAGAGCACCUAACACCUCACUAACCCAACAACAACACACACACACACACAUUAUACACACACACAACAAGGCAAACGUUUGUUUGUUGACUGCCCAGGAUUGGAUACCAAAAUGGGGGAAGGAUCAGGCUAGGUUAUGAAUUGUGACCGCGCGGCACCAAGGGGCGGGCGGGCAUUCUACGGAUCGGCUAGAGCUGUCGGAUUUGAGAACGGACCGCUUAAGAUAUUACCAUACUCAGUUUAUAAGUAGGCAGUACUACCUAGUGUAAAUAGUUUUUAUAAAUUUAACAAAAUGCAAAAAAACAAAAAUACACUAAAUAUAAACUUAACUAAAAUAUCAAGCGUUCAUCAGAUAUAGAGAAAAAGAAAAGAAAAAAAAAAUAUUUCGCAUAUAUCUUGGCAAGCAUAGAGAGAAACCUGAUAUAAUUUAAAUUUUAUGUUGCUGUUUGCUGAGAUCUGUAAAUAUUAAAAUAGGCCUUUUUUAAAACUGAUAAUAUCUGAACGAUCAUUUCAUAUAUUUACAUGCAUUGUAUGACCCUCGUUUAAUUUGUAUUCAUACCGAAACUACUCAAACCGCGAAAAGUACAAGAUUACUUUGACCAGCUGAAAGUAAGAUGGAAGAACCCCUCACCUUACCUCACCUCAACACCCGCACUAAAGCCGCAGAAUGCCUAAGACAGAGAGAAACCAAUUGAAAAGCAGACAAAUUAACAAGUUACAAAUUCUAAAUAUCUAUAUAUGCGUGUGUGCCAUCGUUAGUCAACAAACAAACAUAAAAUAAAACAAAACAAGAGAAAAUCUAAGCAAAAAAACAGAAAAAACAAUUGUGCAUCGAAAAAUGGAUACGUUUUCCCCCCCCCAAAAAAAACCAUUGUAAAUAGAAUCCAUUUUGACAGACAAAGAAAUGCAAAAACAAAACAAAAAAGGAAACAAAACAAAACAAUAAUUGUUGCUACCAAAACUAGCCUCUUGAAAAACGGAGUGAAACCUCUAAAUGCCUUUCUUUCAAAAUUCUUUUGUAUAUGCCACAGAAUAACUAAGUCUUAGAGCCAGGAAAUUGUUGCAACUAAUCGCUUGCAAUUAGCUACCGAUUCUGGGUGUCUAGCCUAGCAGCAACUUAGGUAGAAUUGUUCUAAAUGCAGCACAACCACAACACCACAUCAAUAAUACAAUAACACACUAACCAAUCAACAAACCAACCAACCAACCAACCAACCAACCAUGUUAACCAUAUUUAUUUUGUUCAGAGGAAAUGAGUUUUAUUUGAAAAUGUAUUUCACACUGAGAAUAGAUCGGCAGCAGCGGAAAAAAUAUAUAAAUCAUUUUUGAAGAUUUCAAUAUGAUAAAUCAAUCAUAGUUCAGCUAAAUAGUCGUCGUCGUCAUUGUUCUCAUUGUCGUCACCGUCAUAAAUAAACGAGCAACUUAGUUAAUAUAACGUACAAGUGAUGAUGACCCACACACAUAUUAUAUCUAUUUUGUCAAAAUGAAAGACUUGGCGUGUUAUUCUUCUUAGUUUACUAUUAUUAUUAUUAUUAUCGCUAUCGUAAUAUCACUAUUAUUAUUAUUACCAUACGUUUUUUUUGCCGUUUCUUUUUAGCUCUUUCGUGUGUAAUUAGUUUACCUUUUACUUGCUAAUUUAAAGUAAUUCACUCCUAUUGUUAUGCUAAAAUCAUUAUUGACUUGAUCAGCCUUUGGAGGGGCCAAGGAGGUUUCUGGCGAAGGUUCUUCGCCCCCCUCCCGCUGCCUUCCACACUGUAGUGCAAAUUCGUUUAAUGGAUCCUUGUUUUAGUGUCGCCUUUGAAAAUUCUAGCGAGAGAAGAGUGCGUUUAGCGUUUAGCCUAUGGAACACUACCUAUAUUACUAUUGGUUACUUUUAAACGAAACAUUAAACUUAGUCAAAGUCCAAUUUCAAUUUGUAUUCGCCAGAGUUGUCAGCGUCAACGGUGUUGUUCUCGGUGUUUUAUCGAAUUCAUUGUAGAUUUGUCACUUGUACAAUUGUUGAUAAACUGAUAACUGACAUAGAGAUAGUGCAAACACAGCAGACAUGAUGAUGUAGAGCACAGAUUGAAACUAAUCUUAGUGGAUAGUGGGAUAGCGAGAGAAGAGUGUCCUCCCUGGAAGAUCAUCGUAUGUGUGUGGUACUUCUAUUUUUUUUCUUAUCUAGUAAUGCCGAGAGACAAGAGUUAAGAAUAAGAUUUAAUUUAUAGACGCAUUAAAGUGAGAAUAAUUUACAAAUCUAGUUAUUAACUAAAUAUAAUGCAAGUACAUUAAAAUAAAACAUUAUUGAAAAGGAAUCAAA
Molecule: messenger RNA, 4940 nt
Organism: Drosophila biarmipes
Lineage: Eukaryota; Metazoa; Arthropoda; Insecta; Diptera; Drosophilidae
Gene: spoon
Product: A-kinase anchor protein 1, mitochondrial
Exons: 5
Coding region: 409-2238 (609 amino acids)
Molecular function (GO): RNA binding
Source: RefSeq, a predicted model, not a curated record